CAAUCCUUUAAUGAAAAGAAGAAUCACAAAAAUCUGACUUGCUUCCAAAACCCUCAAACACCUUUUACUUUUUAUUUUCUUUUCUCCCCUAAGAAAAAAGAAAAAAAGAAAAUCAAAAACCUCAAAGCAACAAAAGCAUAGUAAAAAAAAAAAAAAGAGAACCAUACCACCAUCUCUUUCUCUUCUCCCCCACCAAAACAAACCUAACUCUUCAAACCCCCCUUCGUGGGUAUCGGUUACAAUUCAAUACUACUUUUUCUCUCCAAAUUCGGCCAAAAACGAAAACAGGAAAAAAAUUUGUCCCAAAGUAAUAAAAAGAUGGAAGCUCUGCAAACCAAAGAGGCGGCAGCAGCCACAGUCACAAGAGAAGAAGAAGUACCAUCUUUCAUGGUGGACGAUGAUGACCUCCUCAACUUCUCCUUGGACGACGGCGACGAAGAACCCACCAAAAAUAUUACUAGUAUUUCCAAAGGCCCUUCUUUUUCUUCCUCAAUCCCUCUCCUUAGCCAUAACCUGGAUGACGAUUCUCCGCCUUUCCCUGAAUUUGUGGAGGAAGAGCUUGAAUGGUUAUCAAACAAGGACUCUUUCCCAUCUGUGGAGACAUGUUUCGACCUUCUAUCCGAGGACCCGGAAAUGGAAGCUUUGGACCACCAGAGCCCUGUGUCGGUUCUUGAAAAUAGCAGUAGCAGUAGCAUCAGUAAUGGAAGCAGCAGUGGAAAUGGCAGUACCAUCAUGAGCUGCUCUGGGAGCCUUCAGGUUCCAACAAGUUUCCCCGUCCGGGCACGGAGCAAGAGACGAUUAAAGAAAAGAACUGGCUUUGGUGAUUUCUCUGGUCAGCAAUUACUCUGGUGGAAACAAUUGAGUGUUAAGAAUAAUAAUAGGCGUGAGGUCUUGGCACCAUUGUCCUCGAAGGUGAAUAAUGGUGCUAGCAUUGGUAGGAGAUGCCUACAUUGCAAUACUGAUCAGACACCACAAUGGAGGGCUGGGCCGAUGGGACCCAAAACGCUUUGUAAUGCUUGUGGUGUACGCUACAAGUCUGGGCGACUGGUGCCUGAGUAUCGACCCGCCAGUAGUCCGACGUUCUCAGCUGCAUUGCAUUCUAAUUCUCAUAGGAAAAUAAUUGAGAUGAGGAAGCAGAAACAGAUAGGAAUGGGAGGAUUCAUAGAAACCGAGAUUGGACUGGAUGAUGGCGGACGUGGGUUGUGGAUAUAGGGUAGGAUUGGGGUUGCUAGUUUGUUGCCUCUUCUAAACGGUAGUUUUAACAUAGGUUAGAGUUUAGAGUUUGUUGUAAUGGUGGGUAGGUUCGUUUUAGUGAACCGUAUUUUUUUUUCUUUUAUUUCCAUCAAAAUCCAUUAGGGAAUUUUGACGCUAGUGUGUUUCAGUUAUGAGUCAGGUAUGGAAGAUGCAACAGAUGGUUUUGGUUUUUUCAAAGUUUAUACAGGUCAUCUUUCUCUUCUGCGUGCUUUUGAAUGAAUGGCCCAGGGGCCAUACUAUGGUAGGGGUAGCAUACUUGUUCAAUCUCAUUUUUCCUCUGGAUACUGGUUUUUGCUGCUUCUGGAGUGAUAAAUGAAUUGGUAGUUGCAUGUAACCUCAAAUUGGUGAUUGUGCUUGAAUUCGUGAAUGUUGUGUCUUGAGGAGGACAAGGUGUAUUUGUCAUUGCAUAUGCUGGAUUUUGUUGGUUGCAGUUACCGUUAUUUGUUAGUUAUACAUUAGGUAUCUGUUAAUAAUUUUUUAUAUAGCCAAAGUCGGCCUUGCAUAGCAGGACCAAUGUUAAUUGCAGUUGUGCCUAGAGUUUAUUACAUGUUUGGCUUCUAGUUUGUCGAUACUUUACACUCUUUGACAGGAUGUGUGCUCAUAUGAUCAACCGGUUGGCAUGUUUUAGUGAGGGAGUUUGUUAGAGUUUGGAGACUUUGUUUGCUGCUGAAUUGUCUACAGUAUAAAAACUUAGAUGGUCUGCAAUCACCUGUGUUUGCAAUGUGAAUAUCUUUUACCAAUACCGGAUCCGAAGCUUCUUUCGCCAAUUUUGGCUGUCCAUGAAGUCUUUGGCUUCUGGCAUAAGCAGAGUUGGCGAAAAAAGCUUACAAUACAAUCACAAUGGAUCCAUUUGUUUGGGGAAAAAAUGUCG
Molecule: messenger RNA, 2125 nt
Organism: Oldenlandia corymbosa var. corymbosa
Lineage: Eukaryota; Viridiplantae; Streptophyta; Magnoliopsida; Gentianales; Rubiaceae
Source: the annotation of a GenBank genome assembly